AGCAAUAUAAUCUACUUCACUCAGAUCAACUGUUAGGUGGUCAACUGAAAGUGAAGCUGUGUCGUCAUAGAAGACAACAAGCAUGAACAACCACUUAUCUAUGGCAGCAAGCCACCACUAACAAAGACGUGCUCAAUUUUCUUACAUGGCUGUAAUCCUCUUUGCUGUUCUAAAUCCUCAUCACGGUAGCUUGAGUGUGCUGUUUGCUCUGUGAUGCUUUAAUCCUUCUGUGGAAAAGGCAACCACACCUUAGGCCCUUCAGAAUUGUAGGAUUUGCCCAGCCGAAAGCUAGAAAUCAUGGAAGAGCUACUUUUGCCCACAGAAGGAGAGGAAACACGCUCAGACAACAGUUCCUAUGCCCCAGGAGACUCUGAGAUGACAAUGAUGGGACGCAUCAAGAGCCUUUUCUGUGAGAUAUUCACAAUGAAUCUUCGGGAAUCAGUGAAAGAGUUCUGCCAGCGCAACGGAUUGUUGACACUCUCUGUCUUUGCAGUUUUGACUGGCUGUGUCUUAGGCUUCAUGUUAAGAGGGAGUCAGCUCUCCACCCAGGCUAAAAUCUAUUUUUCUUUCCCUGGAGAACUCCUCAUGAGGAUGCUCAAGAUGCUUAUCCUUCCACUCAUCACAUCCAGUUUAAUGUCAGGUCUGUCAUCCAUGGAAUCAAAAGCGUGUUGUCGUAUGGGAGUCCUAACAGUAACAUACUAUUUAUGGACGACCUUCAUUGCUGUGGUGGUUGGCAUCCUCCUGGUAAUCAUCAUAAAACCAGGGGUGGGAACUGAUAUGGACAGCAACAGACUGGGCGGCGGACCAGUGAUGACAUCAGCAGAUGCAUUGCUUGACCUCAUUAGGAACAUGGUACCCUCCAAUCUUAUUGAGGCCACAUUUCAACAAUACAAAACCGACUUGGUCCCUAUAUUGAAAGUCCAGACAAAAACAAUCCAGCCCAAUUUUGUUUACAUCGUUCCUGACGAGAAUGACCCCAACGGCCAUACAGUUUACCUGGAGCUCACCCCUCCCCCAGAGAUCCACUACAAGACCAGCCCUGGCAGCAGCCAACAGAUGAAUGUAUUAGGCAUUGUCAUCUUCUCUGCCACAAUGGGUCUGUUGCUUGGAAAGAUGGGGGAAAGAGGAGCUCCUCUUGUCAACGUGUGUCAGUGCAUCAACGAGUGUGUCAUGAAGAUCAUCAAUGCUGCUGUUUGGUAUUUUCCUUUUGGGAUAAUAUUUCUGGUUGCUGGAAAGAUUUUGGAUAUGCAGGAUCCAUCUACACUUGGAAAGAAACUGGGCUGGUACACCAUCACUGUCCUGGCUGGCCUCUUUGUACAUGGUCUCAUCCUCCUCCCUUUUUUCUACUUCAUCCUGACCCACAAGAACCCUUUCACCUACAUUCGUGGUCUCCUGCAAGCCAUGGUCAUUGCUCUUGCCACCUCCUCAAGUUCAGCCACUCUGCCCAUCACCAUGAAGUGCUUGUUGGAGAACUGCCAUGUGGAUAGGCAGAUUGCCCGGUUUGUCCUGCCUGUGGGUGCCACCAUCAAUAUGGAUGGCACAGCUCUAUAUGAGGCUGUAGCGGCCAUAUUUAUUGCCCAGGUUAACGACUAUGAGCUGGACUUUGGCCAACUGGUCACAAUAAGUAUAACAGCAACAGCUGCCAGCAUAGGUGCUGCAGGGAUCCCUCAGGCUGGCCUUGUUACUAUGGUGAUUGUGCUGACUUCAGUAGGACUGCCACCUGAUGACAUCACGCUCAUUGUUGCCAUUGACUGGGUCCUGGACAGAUUUCGCACUAUGAUCAACGUAUUGGGAGAUGCCUUAGCUGCUGGGAUCAUCGCCCAUCUAUGCCGUAAAGACUUUCCUCUCAGUGGAAAGUCAGGGCCAUCGUAUGGCACGCCAAACACACAUAACUCUCACACUACACAGAGUGUCAACGUUUCAAUGACAGAGAUGCAAAACAAAGAUUGCUUCAUAGAGGUGAUGGGAGAUUCGAUCAACCAGAGGCACACACACACCGUCUACUACAACAUCUGUCAAGUCUAACUCUUGGACAGGACACUUCUCAAAUACUGGAAUAAUUUGAGUGCUUUUUUCUGUUGUGCCAAGAAUAUAGUACUGAAUAUUUUUUCUUUCUUUCUGCUACGUUUUUGAGUCUUUUAUGCUGGACUUCUGCUAUCUGAUUUGGAUAUUCGUAAUGCUUUUGAGCAAGGAGUGCAAUGGUACAUGAUGACAUAAGGCCGAUUGGUGACAAAAGAGACCUCAGACAAUGGAUAUUUACAAUGAAUAUCUAUGGACCAAUGUUGGACAUUGGAAUGUUUCCAUUUAGACUGUGUUGUAGUGUGUCGUAUAAUUUGCCUUUGUAGUCAUAAUAUGUGCACAUAUUUAUUAUCUUUAUAUUAUCUGUAUUUAUAAAGCAGACUUGAAAUGAUAACAUGCUGGCAUGCCUUUUAAAUUAUUUCAUUUUAAACCAUGUGCAUUGUUACAUAUGCAUGACCUUUUGAUUCCUACAAACAAAAGUACUGUUUGUGUGCUGCAUCUAACCACUGGUAACUGGGAUGUUUGACAAACACAAAUAAUGUACCUUUCAUAAAUAAAUAAAAAUG
Osmerus eperlanus (European smelt) is the source of this 2585-nucleotide messenger RNA. RefSeq names its product excitatory amino acid transporter 5-like. The transcript is spliced from 11 exons. Gene Ontology annotation, biological process: L-glutamate transmembrane transport. Gene Ontology annotation, cellular component: plasma membrane. Gene Ontology annotation, molecular function: glutamate:sodium symporter activity; neutral L-amino acid transmembrane transporter activity; L-glutamate transmembrane transporter activity. The coding region runs from base 298 to 2025 and encodes 575 amino acids. The record is from RefSeq and is a predicted model, not a curated record. Lineage: Eukaryota; Metazoa; Chordata; Actinopteri; Osmeriformes; Osmeridae.